Molecule: messenger RNA, 2915 nt
Organism: Chionomys nivalis (European snow vole)
Lineage: Eukaryota; Metazoa; Chordata; Mammalia; Rodentia; Cricetidae
Product: zinc finger protein 728-like
Exons: 5
Coding region: 129-1862 (577 amino acids)
Biological process (GO): negative regulation of transcription by RNA polymerase II
Molecular function (GO): DNA-binding transcription repressor activity, RNA polymerase II-specific
Source: RefSeq, a predicted model, not a curated record
UUACUGCCUGCGGACCAUCCCUGAAAUGAAGCUGCUGUUGAAAUCCCAGAUUACCAAGAAAGAACAUCAGUAUUAGCAAGACUGCGGCGGUGCACACCUUUAAUCAUAGCACUUGAGAGGCAGAGGAAAUGGUGUCAUUCAGUGACGUGGCCAUUGAUUUCUCUGCAGAGGAGUGUGAAUUGCUGGACCCUGAUCAGUGGAAUUUGUACAGGGAUGUGAUGUUGGAGAAUUUCAGCAACCUUGUGUUCCUGGGUCUUACCUCCUCUAAGCCACACCUGAUCACAUUUUUGGAGCAAGGACAAGGACCUUCAGACAUGAAGAGACAACCAGCAGCUGGCAUGGAAACAGGAAUCAAACACUCUACUGGCAAAGAAUGUGGCAAAGCCCUUCCUUGGAACUCACAACCUAUUAGCCACCAGAAAAUUAAUCUAAGAAAGAAGCCAUAUAAGUGUGAAGAAUGUGCUAAGAAUUUCCGUUCUCCAUCAUUACUUUGUAUACACAGGAGAAUUCAUACAGGAGAGAAACCCUACAAGUGUGAAGUAUGUGGCAAGGCCUUCCAUGGUCCCUCGUUACUUUCAAAACACAAAAUUGUUCAUACAGGACAGAAACCCUACAAGUGUGAAAUAUGCCGGAAGGCCUUCUAUUUUCCAUCACGACUUUCUCUACACAAGAGAAUUCAUAUGCAAGUGAAACCCUACAAGUGUGAAGUAUGUGGAAAAGCCUUCUAUUUUCCAUCACGACUUUCUCUACACAAAAGAAUUCAUAUACGAGUGAAACCCUACAAGUGUGAAGUAUGUGGCAAAUCUUUCUGUUCACCAUCACGACUUUCUGAACACAUGAGAAUUCAUAGAGCAGAAAAACCCUACAAGUGUGAAGCAUGUGGCAAGGCCUUCAAUUAUCCAUCACAACUUUCUCUACACAGUAAGAUUCAUACAGGAGAGAAACCCUACCAGUGUGAGGUAUGUGGCAAGGCCUUCCAUUUUCCAUCAAAGCUUUCUCUACACAAUAAAAUCCAUUCAGGAGUGAAACCCUACCAGUGUGAGGUUUGUGGCAAGGCCUUCUAUUUUCCAUCACAACUUACUGUACACAAGAGGAUUCAUACAGGAGAGACACCCUACCAGUGUGGUGUAUGUGGCAAGGCUUUUUAUGUUUCAUCACAACUUUCUGUACACAAGAGGAUUCAUAAGGACGAGAAACCCUACAAGUGUGAAGUUUGUGGGAAGGCCUUCUGUGUUCCAUCACGACUUUCUGAACACCAGAGAUUUCAUACAGGAGUCAAACCCUACAAGUGUGAAGUGUGUGGGAAAGCCUUCUAUUUCCCAUCACGACUUUCUGACCACAAGAGAAUUCAUACAGCAGAGAGAUCCUUCAAGUGUGAAGUAUGUGGCAAGGCCUUCAAAAGUAAACCAGGACUGUCUGUACACAAGAGGAUUCAUACAGGAGAGAAACCCUACAAGUGUGAAGUAUGUGGCAAUGCCUACAGUCGUCGAUCAGGACUUUCUGCACAUAUGUGGAUUCAUAUAGGAGAGAAACCCUAUAAGUGUGAAGUAUGUGGCAAAGCCUACACUAGUCGAGCAGCACUUUCUGUGCACAAGAGGGAUCAUACAGGAGAGAAACCCUACAAGUGUGAAGUAUGUGGCAAUGCCUACAGUCGUCGAUCAGGACUUUCUGCACAUAUGUGGAUUCAUAUAGGAGAGAAACCCUAUAAGUGUGAGUUAUGUGGCAAAGCCUACAAUAGUCGAGCAGCACUUUCUGUGCACAAGAGGGAUCAUACAGGAGAGAAACCCUACGAGUGUCAAGUAUGUGACAAAGCCUACAAGAGUCGAUCAGGACUUUCUGUACACAAAAAAACUCAUACAUGAGAGAAACCCUCCAAGUGUCAAGUAUGUGGCAAGGACUUCUAUGUUGCAUCACAAGUUUCUGAACACAAGAGGAUUCAUAUAGAAGAGAAACCCUACAAAUGUGAAGUAUGUGGUCAGGCCUUUACUAAUCUGUCAUGACUUUCUAAAUAUAUAAGCAUUCAUACAGGAGAGAGACGUUAAAAUUGUAAAGUGUGGCAAGGAUUUCAAUUCUCCAUCAGCACUCUCUAGACACAAGAGAAAUCCUACAGGAUAGAACCCUGGAAGUGGGAAGUGUGUGUCAUGACUCCAUGCUGCAUCAUUCCUUAAAGUACUUGAGAGAAUUCGUACAGGCAAGAAAUCAUACAACUAUGUAGAAAGGCCUCUAUAUUCCAUCAUGACUUUCUGUACAGAAGAGCUCUCAUAUAGGAGAGAAAUCAUACAUGUGUUAAAUGUGUGGCAUGUCCUUCAGUUACUCAUAAGGACUACCUAUAUACAUGAGCAUUCAUACAGGAAAGAACCCUAAAACUGAGAAGUAUGUGCCAAAGUCUUCCAUUUUCCAUCAUUACUUUCAGAACACAAAACAUUCAUAUAGCAGUGAAACCCUACAAAUAUGAAAUAUGUGGCAAGAUCUUUAAAAUGUCACAGAUUCUUUCUGCCCAUUUAAUAAUACAUUCUGGAAAGAAACCCUACAAUUUGAAGAAUGUGGAAAAGCCUUGUGUAAAAUGUCAUACCUAACUCAGCAUGAAUUCACUCACACUGGAAGAAACCUUCCAAAUAUGAAGAAUGUGGAAAACUAUUUAACUAUACCAGAAAACUUAAGGAACAUCAAUCAAUUCACUCUGGAGAGAAACCCUACAAGUGUAAAGACUGUGACAAAGAAUUUAGAACUUUCGUGGCAUGUUCUGGGUCCCAGAUUAUUCAUAUUGGAGAGAGACAUUGUGAGUGUGGAUAAUGGCAAGGCCUUUCAGCCAUCUUUGGUCUUAAACAACAUCAGAGAAUUCACUUGUGAGAGAAACCCUGUGAAGAGUGUGCCAAGUCUUUUGCACUUACUUAGAACUUUUGAAACACCUGAUA